This is a messenger RNA of Paecilomyces variotii, 2205 nucleotides long. Its product is annotated as general substrate transporter. Bases 298 to 1845 code for a protein of 515 amino acids. Gene Ontology annotation, cellular component: membrane. The transcript is spliced from 7 exons. Gene Ontology annotation, biological process: transmembrane transport; carbohydrate transport. NCBI's taxonomy places the organism in Eukaryota, Fungi, Ascomycota, Eurotiomycetes, Eurotiales, Thermoascaceae. The record is from RefSeq and is a predicted model, not a curated record. Gene Ontology annotation, molecular function: carbohydrate:proton symporter activity.
UCCACUCAACGCCUCUCCACGUUUAACCCCAGCUUCUCCCCGCAGAUACGCCCGCAUUCCCCCAGAUCAUCGCGCGGAUGUCUAAUUUUGGAAUAGGAUGUUAUGGUGUAGCACUCUUUGUACCACCGGGUUAGAAUACCCCGAGUCCUUGAUGGACUCCAUGGGGUGUCGUAAUGCCAUGAGCUCGUGUGAAUAUUAUCCGAGGGGAGAGCGAUAGUUAUGUAUACACAUUCUAUCCUCGUUUUUGGUGUAUCUAUUCCAGAAUAGAGCUUAUGAUCGUGCUUCGCUUCAAAAGUCAUGUUCUUGGUCACAGGAGCAAAUUGGCUAAGAGGGAAAUGGCUCUCUUGGGCUAUUACUGCGGCAAGCUGCCAGGGCUUUUUACUUCUUGGAUACGAUCAGGGCGUGAUGAGCGGCAUCAUCGGGGCCAAUAACCAGUUCGGAAAAGACUUCAACUCUCCCGAUUCAAAUCUACAGGGGAUAAUCGUCUCAGUGUACGAUAUUGGCUGUGCUGUUGGAUCGCUUGGAUCUCUUUUCCUCGGCGAUCGUGCCGGCCGGAAGUUCAUGAUCAUGCUUGGAGGUGCCAUAAUGAUCAUUGGGACCAUAAUUCUUGCUUCAUCGACUACACUAGCCCAGUUGUUGGUGGGAAGGAUAGUAACGGGUGUUGGAAACGGGUUAAAUAGCUCUAACAUCCCCGCUUACCAGAGCGAGCUUUGCGAUCCUUCCAAGAGAGGAAUGUUGCUGAGCUUGCAGGGUACGGUGACAAUUGUCGGCCUAUGUAUAGCAUAUUGGCUUGACUUUGGAUUCAGUUACGUCGACGGCUCAGUUCAAUGGCGCUUCCCAAUUGCAUUUCAAGCUUUCUUCGCAAUCCUUCUUGUUCUUCAGAUGGUGCCGCUGCCUGAAACACCUCGUUAUCUCAUUCUAAAUAACCAUAACAAUGCCGCCGGAGAGGUCCUUGCCCGCCUGCAUCCCGGAAAGAAUGUCACGUCCGAUCACCCCGAUGUCGUCUAUUUCAGGAGGCAGAUAGAGACCGGAAUUGAGACCGAGAGUGCUGGAGGCCCUUUCCGAUACAGCGAGCUUUUGACGGGAGGCGAAGUGCAGAACUUCCGACGCGUUGUCCUAUGCAUGGCUGUCAACGUCAUGCAACAGUUCACUGGCUCCAACAUGAUAAACUAUUACGCACCUGUCGUAUACCAGCAGACUAUGGGACUGUCGAGAACCCUCAGCUUAAUUCUUGGAGGGUGCACUUCCCUGACCUAUCUCGUGGGAUCCAUAAUUCCUCUCUGGGCAAUGGACAAAUUCGGGCGUCGGACUCUUCUGAUGUUCUCUGCAUCAGGGCUCUGUCUCUGCUUCAGUCUUGUAGCCAUCCUACUCUCCAGAGAAACCAAGUCUACCGCCUACGGAGCCACAGCCAUGGUGUUCCUCUUCCAGAUCUUCCUUGGUAUUGGAUGGUUACCAGUACCGUGGUUCUAUCCUUCUGAAGUUACGACGACCCGUAUCCGGUCGAAAGGUCAGGCUCUAGGUUCCUUCAUUAACUGGAUGUGCGUCUUCACCGUUGUGCAAAUCACACCCAUCGCCAUUGCGAACAUUCAAUGGCGGACAUUUAUUAUCUUCGCUGUUUUCUGCUUCCUAUGGAUUCCGAUUGUGUACUGCUUCUUCCCUGAGACAAACCAGCUAGAGCUAGAAGAUAUUGACCAUCUUUUUGAUAACGGUGGUAUCACUGGUGGCGUGUGGACCAGCAAAGGAGGUAGAACUGUGGAACGCAAGCAUCAUGAACGUGAGACGGAAUUUGGAACAUCUGCAAAGGAGGAGUUAGCAGGGAAAUCUGCUGAGAUAGAAACUGCUUGAGACAGAGUUAUGAACAUGAUGCUUUAGGCCUAAUGUGGAUUGAAUAUAGACUUCUCGAUGCGAGCUCAUAUGUGAUACCGUUAGUAACUGAGAAAUGAAACUAAAGACAAAAAUGGACUUAAUGAAUGUAUCUAACUCGGUCAGUAUGCCCUUCGGUUAAAUUUGACAAGUCAACUGACGAAUUUGGCUUCCAGUAGGGAUUUCGGUUAACUCCGAAGCUUGACUCUAGCAGCGCGCAGCUUAAUAUGGAUUGCGACUUUAGUAUGCUAUUCGAUCCAAUACAGGGAGCUGAGCACUGCAGCACUUUCACCAGUAUUUGAGCUGGUAAGACAUCUUCCCAUAACUGCCAUUCAGCCGUAG